UCCUAAUUCCCUUCUGCCAAAAUCUUCUUCACUCGAAAAUGACUUAGCUCCAUAACUCCUCAGUCCACUGCCUGCCUGCUCAGUACUCAACCCAUAUACCAAACCCGAGAAAGAUUGAAUUUUUACUUCACAAUUAAGCUAUGGAAAAUGUGACCAUCAAGAUAGAAGAAGAGGAAGAGGGCUUCGUCUUUCCAUUCAGUGAAGGCGGAAGCACUGGUGCUGCUGCUGGUUCAUCUUCUUCACCGAGGCCAAUGGAGGGCUUGCAUGACAUGGGACCACCACCGUUCUUGACCAAGACAUUUGAUAUGGUGGAAGAUCCUUCAACUGAUUCAGUAAUCUCGUGGAGUAAAGCUAGAAAUAGCUUCGUUGUUUGGGAUUCCCAUAAGUUUUCCACUUCUCUGCUUCCCAAGUACUUCAAGCACAGUAAUUUCUCAAGCUUCGUCCGCCAGCUUAAUACCUAUGGUUUCAGAAAAGUGGAUCCCGAUCGAUGGGAAUUUGCAAAUGAGUGUUUCCUUGGGGGGCAGAAACAUCUCCUGAAGACCAUCAGGAGGAGAAGGAAUGUCAUACCAAGCAUUACCCAACAAGAAGGAGGCGGUCCUUGUGUUGAAUUAGGGCACUAUGACUUGGAAGAAGAAAUUGAAAGACUUAAGAGCGACAGAAACUCGUUGAUGGCCGAAGUCUUUAAACUUAAACAACAACAGCAGACUGCAAGGGACCAUGUCAUGGCGAUGGACGAAAGACUUAAGGGUACGGAGAAAAAACAACAGCAGACAAUGAGUUUCCUAGCCAGAGCUUUUAGUAAUCCGACUUUUCUCCAGCCAUAUGUGGAUAGACAUCGACAGAGACAAGAACAACAGCGAAUUCAGAUUGGGCAUAAGAGGAGGCUGACAAUGACCCCCAGUGUGGAGAACCUGCAAGAAGUGGCAUCAAUCGCUGCGGAUGCUGAUCAACUUCUCAAUGACUCAGGCGGAGAGCAAGAACUGGUGAAUAUGCAAAGAGAGAUGGAGACUUUGCUAUUUACUGCAGCAUUGGAUGACGAACCAAGCAGUAUUGUAAACUUGAAUUCACCGUCAAUUCCUACUAGUGCUGCCAAUGUCGAUCCAGUUGCUGAACACAUCUGGGAGGAAUUGCUUACUGGAGAUCUUGUUACUGAAAAUGAAGCAGAAGUUGUGUUGUUGGGAGAUCAACCAGAGGCUGAUGUGGAGGUUGAGGAUUUGGUUGCUGAAACACCUGAGUGGGGUGAGGGUUUCAGUGACCUUGUCGAUCAAAUGGGAUAUCUUAUCGCCAAGCCUGACGAUACAAGCAAAUGAGGCUAAAUGAUUCUCUGAUGUCCUUGACACACAUUCCUGUCUGAGAUUAAGCGGGAGGUGAUGGUUGCAUGGAGGCCAAUCAACUGAUCCUGCUUUUCUGUAUCCUUUUAGUAUCUCAUGGAAAAUAUUUGUAUUCUAGAGUUUCUUAAAGUCUAGAAAGUUUUCCUCUUUUUGACUAGUCUACAUCUUUUGGUGCGUUUUGCAGAUGCAGAUGCUUAGAGAAUGUCACGAGGGAGUCACCUCCAUCAUUCUUUACCGUGUCUUUUGCUCUUCUUGUCCCGUCUCAUUUUGUAUGUUGUUGACUUGUAGUAUCAAGUUCAGAUUUCUUUUGUGUAUGUAUAAAGGAAAACUAACCUGGCUUCACACAGUAGCUGUAAAAUCUUGGAGGCUGGACUCUGACCGGAGAGGUGGCACAACCUAUUCGAUGUUGCAGAAGGUCGAAGCAGAAUGCAGGGUUAUUGUGAAGCUUCUCGAUCUCCACCUGUGAAAAGGGAAGUCCCAAGUCUGUUACAUUACGCGUUGAGGAUUGCAGCUGCUUGCUUAACCUUGACAGGAGUGCAAAGUUAACAUUUUUGCUCCAUUUAUAUUUAGCCAACAAAAGAAGAUGGAAACGUUUAAUCAGGGUACCAGCAGCAUUAAUCUUGGAUUCAAGAAUUCUUUAGCGGUUUUACUCUUUUUCCUUUUUCGUGAUUUCUCCAGCUGAUUCUUUUUGUAUUUUUGUUGGUGGCAGUCUGAAUUGACUUUGGUGGUUGCUUGGUAUUGCAGUUUUAUAGUGGUGCCCUUCUUUUACUUAAUUGUGAUCAGAAACAGUUGUUCUUUAGAGUUCAUUGGAUGCUAAAACUUGAUGUUUCCA
Molecule: messenger RNA, 2163 nt
Organism: Coffea eugenioides
Lineage: Eukaryota; Viridiplantae; Streptophyta; Magnoliopsida; Gentianales; Rubiaceae
Product: heat shock factor protein HSF30
Exons: 5
Coding region: 141-1310 (389 amino acids)
Biological process (GO): regulation of transcription by RNA polymerase II
Cellular component (GO): nucleus
Molecular function (GO): DNA-binding transcription factor activity; RNA polymerase II cis-regulatory region sequence-specific DNA binding
Source: RefSeq, a predicted model, not a curated record